Molecule: messenger RNA, 2163 nt
Organism: Acanthosepion pharaonis
Lineage: Eukaryota; Metazoa; Mollusca; Cephalopoda; Sepiida; Sepiidae
Source: the annotation of a GenBank genome assembly
AUGAAUUACAAACCAAAUUUUUUUUCUGUUGACUGGAUCGCAGGUGAAGACAAGUUUAUCUACAGAAAUGAAGAUGGUGCACUGUUGGAAUAUGACUGCCUUACAAAGAAUUCAACUCUCAUCAUGGACAACACUACAUUUAGGCAAUUUGAUACCAAUAUGUAUUCAGUGUCACCAGACCGUAAAUACGUCUUAAUUACAUAUGAUGUUACGAGGAUUUUCAGACAUUCUUAUUUAGCUAAAUAUGAAAUCUAUGACGUCAAUACAAGGGUCACUACAGCUUUUGGUGGUCCUCAAAGAGAGAAAGACCGGUUGUCAUUUGUUCUUUGGGCUCCUGUGGGCCACAGUGUGUAUAUUAUUUUCUUAAAUAUAUUUUCAUUUUCUUCUGCCUUUCCAGAGGAGAUUCUUUCAAGUAAUACUGCUGUUUGGUUUUCAAAGUCAGGCAGUUACCUUGCAUAUGCCUCAUUUAAUGAUUCAAUGGUGACGAACUUUGACUACCCAUAUUAUGACUAUAUGGAAAACCAAUACACUAAAAUCAAGCAAAUAAGAUAUCCCAAGGCUGGCACAGCAAACCCAACUGUAAAAUUGCGAGUGAUUUAUUUUGAAAGUGGCCAACAGGUGGAGCUUCGUAUUCCAACAGAUUAUACAAAGCCUAACAGUGAAUACUACUUGGCAAAUGUUGAAUGGCUGAAUGAUGAUUAUCUGGCCGUAACUUGGACCAACAGACCACAAAACUAUAGUAUUAUUACAGUUUGUGGAGGGAGAGCAGGAACCUGUCAUUUUAAUAUUGAUGAGAAAGUAGCAAAUGGAUGGAUUGAAACACUACGCCCAUAUUUUGUACCAGAUGGCAGCAAGUAUUUCAUCAAAUUACCUGUUAAUGACGGCAAAAGUGGACACUACAAACAUGUCUGCCAGGUGUCUGUAAAAUCCGUGAUGGAGCGUGGGCAGAAAUUGGUUUUAACCCAAGGAGAAUGGGAAGUGACUAACAUUGUUGGAUAUAACAAUGAAACUCAAGAUUUGUAUUUUAUUGGAACAGGAGGUGACUCACGUAAACGACAUCUUUACAGAAUCAGUGUGAAGGAUGAUUCUAAAGUGAAAUAUCCACACUAUUGUCUGACAUGCUCCGCUGAAUAUGAAAAUUGCCAGUAUGCUGAUGCUCUUUUUAGUCCAACUGGAAAAUUCUACAUUUUGAAAUGCUUGGGACCAGGAGUGCCAACUUACAGUCUCUACUCUUCAGACCAUAAUAAAUUGAUCAUGACCUUGGAGAAUAACACUGCAUUCACUGAACGUCUUAAGAUGAAAGCUCUACCUAAGAAACGAUAUAUGAAGCUGAAGAUAGAAGGAAAAAAUGGAAAUUAUGAAACUUGGGCAAAACUCUUGUUACCUCCUAUUUUGAAAGAUGAAGAAAUUCUUACUUACCCACUUCUUUUGGAAGUGUAUGGUGGACCUGGAAGCCAGAAAGUGACUGAACAGUUUGAAAUUGGUUGGGCUACGUACCUCACCAGUUCAUUGAAUAUCAUUCAUGCUUCAGUUGAUGGACGAGGUUCCAGUGGUAAUGGGGAUAGAUUUAUGCAUGAACUAUACAAAUCAUUUGGAACAGUUGAAGUAGAAGAUCAAAUCACUGCUGGCAGAGAAUUUGAAAAAUUACAUUAUGUUGAAUCAAGCAAAAUUGCUGUUUGGGGCUGGUCCUAUGGCGGUUUUGUAACCAGUUCAAUCUUGGGCCAUGGGACAGAUAUUUUUAAAUGUGGAAUUGCUGUUGCUCCGGUCACUGACUGGAGAUAUUACGACUCUGCUUAUACUGAAAGGUAUAUGGGGUCCCCAUAUACAAAUUUAGCUAGUUAUAAGAUCUCUAGAAUAUCUCCAAUGGCACAUAAUUUCAGAAAAUCAAGCUUUUUGCUAAUUCAUGGUACAGGAGAUGAUAAUGUCCACUUCCAAAAUUCAGCCCAACUCAUGAAAGCAUUGACUGAUGCGAAUGUCUACUACAGAUCCCAGAUUUAUCCAGACGAACAGCAUCUUCUGAAUGGUGGAAACACUUACAGACAUGUGCACGAGACAAUGGCAGAUUUCUUAAUGGAAUGUUUCAAUGGGAAAUCAAAGAAAUUUGAAGAAAAAACUAAAAAGCAUGAAGAAUUGACAGUCAAAGAAGACCCUGAGGAAGAAUAA